CGCCCUCUACAGGACAGUGUCCUUCUCAUGUCAGCGGACUGCGAACUAACCCUUUUUGGGCUUCUCGGGAUCCUGUAGCAGAUCCCCUUUAGUUUCUCUCUCCUCACAGUCACAGCAUGGACCCUUUCUCCAACUUUAUUUCGGCGUUUUAGUGUUAGUUUUCUGUUGUUUUGGGAUUAACAGUCUUUUGUCUGGAUUCCGUUAACUCAUCUGGACACCAUGUUUACUACCACCGGCUCUCGGGGCCUGUACAAGGCUCCUCUGUCCAAAGGCCUCCUGCUGGUUCUCAAUGGGCUGACUGUGAUCCUCACCCUGCUACCACAGUACCAAGAACUGUUCGUGUACAACCUGCAGGCUGUCGCACAGCAGCACCAGGUGUUGUGGUUGUUGUGUGGCAGGCUGGUCUGUCUAGACGUAAAGGACGCCUUCUGUAGCAGUUUGCUCAUCUACAACUUCCGAAUCUUCGAGAGGAGGUUUGGCACCAGGAAGUUUGCCUCCUUCCUGUUGGGCACUUGGUGUCUCUCAGCGCUGUUGGACUUCCUGCUGGCCCAGGCUUUCCAGUUUCUGUUUGACUAUGAGGUGGAGGAACUGCCUGCAGGACUGCUCGCGCCAGUCUUCUCUCUGUUUGUGCCUUUCUACCGGUUGAUCCCCAGGAUGCCGGUCACCCAGGUCCUCGGCUACAUCCCCAUCACCAACAAGUCUCUGGUCUACAUAGUAGGCUUGCAGCUGUUGACUUCCAGUCCCUUCAUGUGGCUCCUGGCACUCAGUGGACUGAUCUCAGGCGUAUUGUACCACUCCAAUGUUCUGUGGUUACCGAAGCUCCUCUUUGUACCUGCCUGGGUGUCUUGUAUUGGACGGUACAUUCUGGAGCCACUCGUCUCAAGCUCCCAGCCGAGCAGUGAGACGCCCGUGGGGAUGGGUGCCACUCUGGACAUCCAGAGGCAGCAAAGGAUGGACAUACUGGACCAGCAGCAGCUGCUGGCCCAAUACAACGAGUCCACGAGGAACACCAGACCACAGCCACAGUCUGGGUUCUUACAGUGGACCAGAUUGUUUCCCUCCCUGAGACAAAGAGGACAGAACCGACCCCCAAUGCAACCCCAUCCCCAGGCUCAGCCACAGCCAUCCACACAGCCCCCUCUACUGGACAACUCUCCUGCGGAGGAUCAGGUUGCACGGUUGGUGGAAAUGGGCUUUUCCAGGACCGAUGCCCUUGAGGCCCUCAGAGCUUCAAACAACGACAUAAACUCGGCAACAAACUUUCUCCUGCAACACUGAGCGAGGGAGAUAGAGAGAGAGCUCGGUGAGAAACACAGAGGUGAAUGAGGACAGAGGAAGAAAUCAGGAAGAGAAGAAACCAAAGCAAAACGGAGAAAGCGUGAAUAAUGGACAAUUUGUACAGAUAAUCUGAAGACUGUGUCACUGCUCGCUGAAGCAGUCGUCAGGCUGACUCAACCUGAACCGAGCCCGAUGGCAGGCUGAUUAAUGAAGAGGUGUGAAGCACAAACUGGAAGACAUUUGCGUCAUAGCUUUCUUGAUGGCCGCCGCAGUGUGAAACAGGCUUCAUCGCUCACGGCAGACGAGUUAGACCUCUAACUCCGAGGGGUUCCCUAUGAAAACAAACAGCAGUCUUCAGUGCAGUGGGAGGAAUAUAAAGUGGGUUAUUUAUUUAAACAGAAGUGAUGCUAAAGCACACAAAAUCAGCUGAGAUCCCACCUACCCUCCACAGGGAUACCAACGUAUAGCUGUGUGACAUAAAGUUUGAUAUAACCCACUGUCCUGUACUGCCACUCUGCUUCCAAAAUGGCUUAGCAGCAUCUUAGACCCUGAACACUGGCGAGAGAUGUAUGACAAAAACAGGUGCAGAAGGUUAUUGAGAAAAUACAUCAGAAAACAUUAUGUCAUCUGUUCAUCUCCUGUCGGAUAAAGUAAAAUACUUUGGCUUGAGGAUUUUAGGCCAUCCUCUCUUGGAUAGUGUUUUGUUUUUCUCUGAGAUGAUAGGAAUGCAGCACCUGCUAGAAGAAGUCCACGAGCAGGUGCAGAGGUCAUGAUUACAACUUCAGAAUUUCUGAUUAAAGAAUACAAUACAACCUUCUUCA
Messenger RNA from Cottoperca gobio, 2099 nucleotides. RefSeq names its product UBA domain containing 2 (gene ubac2). The transcript is spliced from 10 exons. Bases 220 to 1278 code for a protein of 352 amino acids. Gene Ontology annotation, molecular function: protein binding; serine-type endopeptidase activity. NCBI's taxonomy places the organism in Eukaryota, Metazoa, Chordata, Actinopteri, Perciformes, Bovichtidae. The record is from RefSeq and is a predicted model, not a curated record.